CGAAAAGGGAAUUCUCAUUUAGAUUAUUCUCAGGUGAAGAGAGAAGAGAAGAGCAUGUCCCGAGGAGAUCCCUCGGCGAGAGAAUUCGACGUUCGAGCAAAUCGAGAGCAGAGAGCGUCCGUCCACGUUGAGGUCCUAGGACGCGCGACCUAAUGCUCACGGAGGAGUCGUGUCGGUCUAAUCAUGAAUGAGAACUGGCUCGCUGUCCCAUCUGGGAUCUCUCCAGGUCGCGGGAAUUCUCGUCUCGAAGAUUCAUCGGUGGAGCGUCGAAGCCCCUCAACUCACUCGCUCUUUCGCUGACUCUACCCUGACCGACCGACCGACCGACCGACCAGCUUACUUCCGGUCAGGGCAGUGCCACGGUCGCAGUCGCCGUCGGGGUCACGGUCGUGGUCGCUCGAGUGGUACGGAGUGAGACGCCGAGCGCUUGGGGCAGGAGCGGGGGCUGGCCGGGGGCUUGGGUCUCGACGCAGAAGAACUCGAGCACCGUGCGCUCUGUGGCGCUCAUGGCUGCGAUUCGGAUUUGCUCUCAACGAUGGGCGCCUGCAAUUUCGUCUCUCCGCUGCGCUGCCUUGGCCGCCGGCACCGGGAGCAGGCAUGGAGCUCCUGGUAGAGCUUGCUGGCGGUCGGUUUUCGUCGGCGGUGGUGCGCUCUCUCGAUCGAGGGGGCAGUCGAUCUGGAAGUGUCCGCCCGAUGGCUUCCGCUGCGCCGGGGCCAGACGAGCUUUGCGCGUGAGCGCGGCAGCAGCCCAAUGGAAGGAGGACGAGUCGCCUUACGAAACUCUCGGGGUUUCCAGGGAUGUCGAGGACGAUGAAAUAAAGGCUGCAUAUCGGAGAAUGGCUAAGCAGUUCCAUCCUGACGUGUAUGAUAACAGCAAGGAAUUGUUAGAAGAGGGAGAGACAGCAGAAUCUAAAUUCAUAAGGAUUCAAGCUGCUUAUGAACUGCUUAUGGACCGUGACCAGCGGAGACAAUAUGAUCUCGAUCAUCGUAUCAAUCCAAUGCAGGCAUCUAGAGCAUGGAUGGAUUGGGUCAUGAAGAAGAAGAAAGCGUUUGAGCAGCGUGGUGAUAUGGCGGCAAGUGUCUGGGCAGAGCAACAACAACGAGAGAUGAGUCUCAAGGCUCGAAGGCUCGCACGUCACAAGGUGGAUCCAGAGGAGGAGCGACGGAUUUUGGCCAAGGAGAGGCAGGCUUCGCUGAAGAACUUUGAAACCACUGUCAACCGCCACACACUCGUGUUGAAAAAGAGGGAACUCAACAGGAGGAAAGCAGACGAGGCGGCCAAGGCAAAGCUUGUUCAACAGCUCCUAGCAGCCGAAGGAUUAGAACUCGAUGACGAAAGGUUCUAAGACGAAACGUCGGAACCACUUGUAACAGUAUGAAUUAUCAGAAGAUCCAUGUGGGCCAAAGUCUCUGAAGGGUCAAGGUGUAAAGAGUUACUUCUAGUUGUAAAAAAACUUGAAAGUUGUGCCUGUAUAUGUGCUCCUUCAAUGGAUAACGAAAAAGUCUUCCAAUUGCGAGACUGUAAAGAUCUGGCGAAUUAGGCAAGUUUGCCAUCGACUAUUUCUGGAGAAGAAAGACAAUUGUUCAAUGAAGGUUGAUGUUUCCAAACUGUUCCCAUUCAUUCACUCCCUGAUCCAAAGCUGCCUACUCAUGUAUCAGACGAAGUUAUCCGUCUGUCAC
Molecule: messenger RNA, 1680 nt
Organism: Marchantia polymorpha subsp. ruderalis
Lineage: Eukaryota; Viridiplantae; Streptophyta; Marchantiopsida; Marchantiales; Marchantiaceae
Source: the annotation of a GenBank genome assembly